AUGGCUUCCCAGGAGUUUGAGGUUGAAAGUAUUGUUGACAAAAGACGAGAUAAAAAUGGGAAUACAGACUAUUUGAUUCGGUGGAAAGGUUACGACCAACAGGAUGACACUUGGGAACCAGAGCAGCACCUCAGGAACUGUGAAAAAUGUAUACUUGAUUUUAAUAGACGACAGACUGAAAAAGAGAAAAAACUGACAUGGACUAGAACCAGUAGAAUUUUUUCAAACAAUGCCAGAAGAACUUCUAGAUCUACAAAAGCGAGCUAUUCUAAGAACUCUCCUAAAACGCAAGUGACUGAUAAACACUACAGGUCCAAAAACAACAAGUUAUUUGCUGCCAGCAAGACCGUUAGGAGAAAGGCAGCUUCACUUCUCUCUGACACACAGAAUAUGGAGAUAAUAAAUUCAACUAUCAAGACCCUUGCACCGGAAAGCCCCUUUAACGACCAGAAAAUUGUGAGUGACUUUCAGAAACUCGAGAAACUGUACCCUAUUGCAGCAGAUCAGCAGGACACGGUGGUCUUCAAGGUGACAGAAGGGAAACUCCUCCAGGACCAUUUGUCACGUCCUGGUGCAGAACAGCCUGGAAUAGAGAACAAGACUCAGAUACACCCACCAAUGUCGCAGAUGUCUGGCUCAGUUACUGCUUCAAUGGCCACAGGUUCAGCUACCCAAAAAGGUAUAGUGGUAUUAAUAGACCCAUUAGCAGCCAAUGGAACAACAGACAUGCAUACCUCAGUUCCAAGAGUGAAAGAUGGGCAAAGAAAUAUUACUGAUGACAGCAGAGACCAGCCUUUCAUCAAGAAGAUGUACUUUACCAUAAAGCUAACAGAAAGUGCCAGCACAUACAGAGACAUUGUAGUGAAGAAAGAGGAUGGAUUCACCCAGAUAGUGCAAUCAACUAGAUCCACAGAAAGAAAUGCACUGAAUACAGAAGUAAUUAAAGAAAUAGUUAAUGCUCUUAAUAAUGCUGCUGUGGAUGACAGCAAGCUCAUGCUGUUCAGUGCAGCUGGAAGUGUCUUUUGCUGCGGUCUUGAUUUUGGGUACUUUGUGAAGCACUUAAGGAACAACAGAAACAGAGCAAGCCUUGAAAUGGUGGAUACCAUCAAGAACUUUGUGAAUACUUUUAUUCAAUUUAAAAAGCCUAUUGUUGUGUCAGUCAAUGGCCCUGCCAUUGGACUAGGUGCAUCCAUCCUGCCUCUUUGUGAUCUCGUGUGGGCUAAUGAAAAGGCUUGGUUCCAAACCCCUUAUACGACCUUUGGACAGAGUCCAGAUGGCUGUUCAACUAUUACAUUUCAAAAAAUGAUGGGUAAAGCAUCUGCCAAUGAAAUGUUAUUUGCUGGGCGAAAGCUGACAGCACGGGAGGCAUGUGCCAAAGGCCUGGUCUCUCGGGUAUUUUUGAGUGGAACUUUCACCCAAGAGGUUAUGAUUCAAAUUAAGGAGCUUGCCUCAUAUAAUCAAAUUGUACUGGAAGAAUCUAAGGCCCUUGUUCACUCUAAUAUUAAGUUGGAGUUGGAACAGGCCAAUGAGAGAGAGUGUGAGGUGCUGAGGAAGAUCUGGAGCUCAGCCCAAGGGACAGAAUCCAUGUUAAAAAUACCUCUAGUGGGUUAUAAGGCAGCCUUAGCUUCCCUCCCAGAAGGACACAGAACUGUAUGA
Pongo pygmaeus (Bornean orangutan) is the source of this 1656-nucleotide messenger RNA. RefSeq names its product testis-specific chromodomain protein Y 1-like. Gene Ontology annotation, molecular function: transcription corepressor activity. Lineage: Eukaryota; Metazoa; Chordata; Mammalia; Primates; Hominidae. Gene Ontology annotation, cellular component: nucleus. The transcript has 2 exons. Bases 1 to 1656 code for a protein of 551 amino acids. The record is from RefSeq and is a predicted model, not a curated record.